Effrenium voratum is the source of this 3831-nucleotide messenger RNA. The record is from the annotation of a GenBank genome assembly. Lineage: Eukaryota; Dinophyceae; Suessiales; Symbiodiniaceae.
AUGGCGGCUGCCAGCCGGGAUCCAGGAAGCUCCCUGAAUCCCUUCUUCCGCGCUGUCAGCCGCUUCCGGCAGAGAAGAUGGGACGAGUGCAUCGACCUUUGCACGGAGCUUCUAGAGCAGAACCCGCGUGACCAGGCGGCCUGGUUCCUGAAAUGCCGCGCGCUAACCUCGAAGCAGUGGAUCGACGACGUGGAGAUCGACGAGGAGGGCGUGGCGGAUCUGCUGCUGGACGAGAACGCGGUGGCGCAGGCGCCGAGGCCAGGAACCUCGCUGAACCGCCCACUGACGCGGGACACGGGGGGCGGGCCCACCCAAGUGGUGCGCCCAGUCUCGGCCAGCGGCCGGCCCUUGACCGGCUUCGCGCGCCCGGGCACCAACCGGCCUGGCAGCUCCUCAGCGGGCCGGGAUAUUACUACGGCCAUGCAGGGCAACCGACCCGGCACCUCCAGGCCUUUGACCUCGAUGGGCCGGCUCAUCCGCCUCGGCACUGCCUCCAUGCAGCAGGAUGGCGGGGAAUUCGUGCGCCUGGAGUCCCUAGACUUGCAAAAGUAUGCGCAGAGACCUGCCAUCGCCAAGGCGCUGUGCGACUACAUGCGUGCGCCCGCCGCAGCCGCUUCCGCGAAAGCCGCGCCCUCCGCAGACCACGCGGGGACUAGAUCGAUGUUCCUCCUGGGCGCAGGUGCGGCUGCGUCGGCCGCCUGCCGCCGCGCCGGCCGCGCCGCCCGCGCCGCUGGCUCCGCUUCUCGCGCGCUGAAAGGCGGCACCGCGCGCCUGGCCCAGGCGCGGCAGUCCUCGACUGCGCUGCGCGCGCAGGAAGCGACUGGCAAGGAGCGCGUGGCAAUGCAGGCCACUGCCACCGUUGAGGCGCCGGCUCGGACGUAUGAGGUCGGAGACAAGGUGCAUGGCUGGACUUGUGUGAGGGAAGAGUAUGUGAAGGAGUUCAGCUGCACUGGGUACCUCUUCCAGCACGACAAGACGGGGGCGGAACUCUUGUCCAUGGUGCAGCCAGCGGACGAGAACAAGACCUUCAGUGUGGUUUUCCGCACUCCUCCUGAGAACUCGAAUGGCAUUGCCCAUGUUUUGGAGCACUCGGUGCUGUGCGGCAGCCGGAAGUAUCCGCUGAAGGAGCCCUUCGUGGAGCUGAUGAAGUCCAGCCUGCAGACCUUCCUGAACGCCAUGACCUUCCCCGACCGCACCUGCUACCCGGUGGCCAGUUGCAACCUGAAGGACUUCUACAACCUCAUCGACGUGUACCUGGACGCUGUCUUCCACCCCCGAGCUGUGGACGAUCCUAUGGUGUUGGCGCAGGAGGGUUGGCACUACGAGGUGGAGAAGCCAGAGGAGCCUUUGAAGUACAAGGGCGUGGUCUUCAAUGAGAUGAAGGGUGUCUACUCGAACCCGGAUGCGGCCCACGGUCGCCUUGCCAACCAGUCCAUGUUCCCCGACAACCAGUACGGGGUGGACAGCGGGGGAGACCCCAAGGUGAUCCCCAGCUUGGACUUCGAGUACUUCAAGGACUUCCACAGCAAGUACUACCACCCCAGCAACGCCAAGUUCUGGUUCUACGGGGACGAUUCCCCUGACGUGCGCCUGGAGUUGGUGGACAAGUACCUCUCGGAUUUCGAGAAGAUCGAGGUCAGUUCCACCAUUGACAAGCAGCCGCUGUUCAAGGAGCCCAGGAAGGUCGUGGAUGAAUUUGCCGUGGGCGAGGACGAGGAUAUUUCCAAGAAAACCAUGCUGUCGGUGAACUGGGUGAUCUCAGAGGGCAAGGACGACUUGAAGACGGCCCUGGCGCUUCAAUUCUUGAACUACCUUAUGAUGGGCACCGCCGCGUCUCCUCUCUACAAGGCCCUGGUGGACAGCGGCAUGGGCUCCCGGGUCAUCGGCGGGGGCUUGGACGAUGGCAUGCUGCAGGCCACCUUCAGCGUGGGCCUCAAGGACCUCAAAGAGGAGGACGUGCCCAAGGUGGAGGAGCUGGUAAUGAAGACCCUGGAGGAGUUGGCAGAGAAGGGCUUCGAAAGCGAUGCCAUCAAGGCGGCUGUGAACACGAUCGAGUUCCAGAACCGAGAGCUGAACACUGGCUCCUUCCCCAAGGGCCUCGCGCUGCUCUUUGCGGCGAACUCCAACUGGAACUACGACAAGGACCCCUUUGAGGCCCUGAAGUUCGAGAAGCCGCUGGAGGACCUGAAGGCGCGGCUGGAGAAGGGAGAGCCAGUGUUCCAGGAGUUGAUCAAGACCAAGCUCCUGGAGAACCCCCACAAGGUCAUCGUGGAAACCCGCCCCAGCAAGGAGUUGAGCAAGAAGAUCGAGGAAGAAGAGAAGCAAGAGCUCGAGAAGCACCGCGAGACAUUGUCGCAAGAGGAUGUGGAGAAGCUCAUCCAAGAGACCAUCAAGUUGAAGGAGAUCCAGGAGGCCCCGGACUCCCCGGAGGCCAUGAAGUCGGUCCCCGGCCUUGAGCUGUCGGACAUCCCCAAGGAGACCCCGAAGGUCCCCACAGAGAAGGCGGAGUCGGAGGUGGACGUCACGGUGCUGAGGCACGCGCUGCCCACCAGCGGGGUGGUCUAUGCUGACCUCGCCUUCGACCUCUCGAGCGUGCCGGAGGAGCUCCUGCCGUUGGUGCCCCUGUUCACCCGGGCGCUGAAGCAGCUGGGCACCGCGAAGGGGGACUUCGUGAGUCUGACGCGGCGCGUGGGCAUGAGCACCGGGGGCAUCGCCGCCUCCACGCUCUGCAUGAACAAGAAGGGCGAGGUGGAGCCGAUCACAUACCUCUUCCUGCGGGGGAAGUCCAUGGCCGGUCAGUUGCCAGAGCUGUCCGACUUGAUGCAGGAGAUUGCGCUCACCACGGACUUUGACAACAAGGAGCGCAUCGUGCAGCUGGCGUCCCAGGCGCGGAGCGGCGCCCAGUCCUCGCUGAUCUCCUCGGGCCACGCGGUGGCCUCCACGGAGCUGGCGGCGCAGAGCACCAAGGCCGGAUGGUUGAGCGGCAAGUGGUCAGGCCUGGAGCAGUACAAAUACCUCACGGAGCUCCUGCAGAACAUCGAGGAGGGUGGGUGGGAGACCGUCCUGGCACAGCUGCAGGCCCUGCAAGCCUGCAUUUUCAACCAGGCCUCCUGCUCCGUUCUGAACAUCACUUCCGAUGCAGAGCACCUGGACGUAGCCCAGAAGGAGCUGGAGAGGCUGGCGGGGGAGCUGCCGGCGGACAAACAAAGCCAGGUCUUGCUGAAGCCCAGCCUAGGGCGCAGGGCUGACGCCAUUGUUGUCCCCACCCAGGUGAAUUACGUGGGCAAGGGCAGCAACUUGUACGAGUCCGGGUACGAGUACCACGGAUCCUCGCUGGUGGUGUCGAAGCUUUUGGGCGCCACCUAUUUGUGGGACCGGGUCCGCGUGAGCGGGGGCGCCUACGGGGGCUUUUGCCGCUUCGACCCGCGGUCCGGGGACUUCAAGUACCUCUCCUACCGGGAUCCCAACCUCGGGAAGACGCUGGACAACUACGACGGCGCCCCGGCCUUCCUCAAGGAUCUGGAGCUCAGCGAGGACGAGCUGACCAAGGCCAUCAUUGGCUGCAUGGGCGACGUGGAUUCCUACCUUUUGCCGGAUGCGAAGGGCUACCAGGCGAUGCUGCGGCAUUUGCUCGGCGAGGAUGACGUUUACCGCCAAAAGGUCCGGGACGAGAUUCUGGGCACUCAGGUCAAGGACUUCCACCGCUUCGGGGAGGCCCUGGAGGCGGUGAAGGAGGGUGGCAUUUGCGUGGUGGGCUCGCAAGAGGCUUGCAAUGAAGCGAAGGAGAAGUACGGGCUGACGCUAAUCAGCCCUUUUGCUGAGGCGAAGUGA